AUGAUACGCACUCCCACAGUCCGUUUGGCCUCACAAUUCAUCCGCUCUAGAGCGGCCAGCAGCCGUUCAAUUAACACCAAUAACCGUCAACAGAACACAGCGGCCACGGUCCAACCAAAUCUCACCAGCAACGAUAAAUUCCUGCACUACACCAAUGAGGAGGGUUAUUAUCGCAGCUCGUCCAGUGAACCGUUGGCCAUACCCAAUGUGCCCUUGGACAAAUAUGUUUGGCGUGAUGUUAAGAAAUAUGAAAAUAGUGUGGCAACGGUCGAUGUCAUUACCGGCCGCCAAUAUACCUAUGCUGAACUGCGUGAUAACAGUGCCGCCUUGGCCGUUCGUCUACAGAUGAAAUUUAAGCUGCAGCAGGGAGAUGUUGUUGCCGUUUGUAUGCCAAAUUUACCCGAAUAUCCCGGUGUUGUAUUGGGUGCCAUUGAGGCGGGUUUGACAGUGACCACAGUAAAUCCCAUCUAUACUCCAGAGGAAAUUGCCCGCCAAUUGACCUUCAGUGAAGCCAAAUUUAUAUUUGGCAUUGCCAAGGGCUAUGAUACCCUCAAGGAAGCCUGUAAGCUGGCCAAGAAAGACUUGCCCAUUGCCUGCAUCCGCAUGUUUCCCAAUGAAACGUUGCCCGAUGGUGCCAUCGACUUUUUCGAAUUAUUUAAAUAUUCCGACAACGUCGAUUUCAAUCAAUUGAAACAAUAUGAUAUUUCACCCAAUGAUUUGGUUAUGUUACCAUUUUCAUCGGGUACCACCGGUCUGCCGAAAGGUGUAAUGUUAUCCCACAACAAUAUUGCAAUGAAUUGUGAACAAGUUCAACAGGCGAUACAUAUUGAUUGUACUCAGAAACAGGAGGUACUGCCAUGUGUACUGCCCUUCUUCCACAUUUAUGGCCUGUCAGUGAUUAUGUUGUCGAAAAUCGGUCAAGGUGCCAAAAUGGUGACACUGCCACAAUUUAAACCGGAGGAUUUGAUGAAGGCGUUGCAUGAAUAUCGUGCCACCAUGUUGAAUUUGGUGCCACCAAUUGCUCUCUUCAUGACCCACCAUCCCAAGGUAACCCCCGAAACUUGUCCCGAAUUGAAUGUUGUUAUGAGUGGUGCGGCCCCAAUUAGUGCAGCCGAUGUGGAACGUUUCUUGAAGAAAUUCCCCAAUACCAAUUUCCUGCAAGGCUAUGGCAUGACUGAAUCCUCUCCCGUGGUACAUUUAACACCACUCGGCAAUACCCGUUACUCUUCGAUUGGUGUUUUGACUGCCAACACCGAGGCUAAAAUCGUUUCGCUUGAUGCUGAUAACCACACAGGCUUGGGUCCCAAUCAACCCGGUGAAUUGUGUGUCCGAGGUCCUCAAGUUAUGGCUGGCUAUUUGAAAAAUGAAGAAGCCACCCGUGAAACCUUCUAUCCUGGCGGCUGGUUGCGUACCGGUGAUGUGGCCUAUUAUGAUGAGGAUGGUUAUUACUAUAUUACCGAUCGUAUGAAGGAGCUGAUUAAAGUCAAGGGAUUCCAAGUACCUCCCGCCGAAUUGGAGGCUAUUUUGAGAGAUCAUCCCAAGAUUGUAGAGGCAGCUGUCUUUGGUAUACCGCAUCCGGUUAAUGGUGAGGCACCAAAGGCCUUGGUGGUGUUGCGACCCAAUAUGGAAGCCACCGAAGAGGAGAUCUACAAUUAUGUGGCCGAACGUGUGGCAUCCUAUAAGAAAUUGGAGGGUGGCAUUGUCUUUGCCAGUGAAGUUCCUAAAAAUCCUACGGGAAAAAUUUUACGUAAAGUAUUGAAGGAAAAAUAUUCCAGUUAA
Messenger RNA from Musca vetustissima, 1779 nucleotides. It is a transcript of the gene pdgy, whose product is annotated as probable 4-coumarate--CoA ligase 1. The transcript is spliced from 5 exons. The record is from RefSeq and is a predicted model, not a curated record. Lineage: Eukaryota; Metazoa; Arthropoda; Insecta; Diptera; Muscidae. Gene Ontology annotation, molecular function: long-chain fatty acid-CoA ligase activity. The coding region runs from base 1 to 1779 and encodes 592 amino acids. Gene Ontology annotation, biological process: fatty-acyl-CoA biosynthetic process; long-chain fatty acid metabolic process. Gene Ontology annotation, cellular component: mitochondrion.